Molecule: messenger RNA, 717 nt
Organism: Phytophthora sojae
Lineage: Eukaryota; Oomycota; Peronosporomycetes; Peronosporales; Peronosporaceae
Exons: 1
Cellular component (GO): eukaryotic translation initiation factor 3 complex; cytoplasm
Molecular function (GO): translation initiation factor activity
Source: RefSeq, a predicted model, not a curated record
GAUGACGACGAGUUCGAAGUGCCGUCCGUGACGGAGACGCAGAAGGUCGCGGCCAACUGGGACGACGAAGAGGAGGAGGAGGAGGUGCCCGUCGUGGCCGCCAAGGCCGAGUCGGCCGCCCCCAAGGGCCCGCUCAAGCCCAAGCAGCUCAAGAAGAUGAAGCUCAAGGAGAUGGAGGAGAAGCAGAAGAUGGAGAUCGCCCUCACCAAGGCGCGCCUCGCGGCCCAGGCCGAUGAGACCGAAGACCAGCGUCGCGCGCGCGAGAAGGCCUCUAUUGAGGAGGCGGACUUCGAGAUGGCCAUCGACGCCUUCGCCGGCGCCCCGCCCAAGCCGGCGGCCGGCGCUGCGACCGGCGCCGACGAGGCCAUCUCGGCCAUGCGCCUGCUGUCGCUGGCCGACCACGAGCACCUGGGCGACGCCGUGUCGGCCCGCCUGGCCACGUCCAACUCCAAGUACGCGCUCGAGUGCAUCAAGGUGAUCCUCACCAAGGCGUCCGUGAACCUCACGGCCGACGACAUGAAGGAGAUCACGACCAUCAUUAACGUCAUCAAGAACGAGAAGAUCGCGGCCGCCAAGCCCAAGGGCAAGAAAAAGAAGCAGACCGGCAAGCAGGGCUACGCGAACGUCGAGCGCAGCGUCGGCAACGGUGGCGGCGCCGGCGGCAUGAACUACGCCGGCUACGAAGACACUUACGACGACUACGACGACUUUAUGUAG